Cottoperca gobio is the source of this 2634-nucleotide messenger RNA. RefSeq names its product extracellular calcium-sensing receptor-like. The transcript has 8 exons. Bases 187 to 2634 code for a protein of 815 amino acids. The record is from RefSeq and is a predicted model, not a curated record. Lineage: Eukaryota; Metazoa; Chordata; Actinopteri; Perciformes; Bovichtidae. Gene Ontology annotation, cellular component: plasma membrane. Gene Ontology annotation, molecular function: G protein-coupled receptor activity. Gene Ontology annotation, biological process: G protein-coupled receptor signaling pathway.
CGAGAUACAGAGGACAAAGGUGAUGCCGAAUGCUGUGUGUCGCAGCAUGCAGGACCACUCAGAGGGCCGGCCGAUGAAGGUCAGAGAACACAGGAAACACAGAGUCAAGGAGAAGAGCAGCAGGAAGCUCAGCUCAGAGUUGUUGGCCCUGACAAUGGCAAAAGCGCCAACGCUGAUGGGGACAUUAUGUUGGGGGGAAUCUUCUCUUUCCACAGUAGCUGGAAAGACAGAUGGGAUACCUACAUACACAAACCACUGCCACUGGAAUGCACCAGCUUGAAUUUCAGAGGGUUCCAGUUUGCCCAGGCUAUGCUCUUUGCUAUAGAGGAGAUUAAUAACAGCACAGACCUAUUGCCUGGCAUCUCUCUGGGCUAUAGGAUCUAUGAUGCCUGUGGCUCAAUUGCCAAAAGUGUGAGGGUUGCACUGGCCUUGGCUAAUGAUAAUGACGUUGAAUCUAGACCCUCUGAGUCACCAUGUGCCAGACCUGCCCAAGUGCAGGCCAUUAUGGGAGCAAGUUCUUCCUCUCCUUGCAUGGCUAUAGCUACUGUCAUUGGACCGUUUCAUAUUCCGAUGAUCAGCCACUUUGCUACUUGUGCUUGUCUCAGUGAUAAAACCAAGUACCCAUCGUUCCUCAGAACAAUACCCAGUGACUAUUACCAGAGCAGAGCACUGGCACAGUUGGUCAAGUAUUUUGGUUGGACUUGGGUUGGAGCUAUUAGAUCAAAUAAUGAUUAUGGCAACAAUGGCAUGGCCACAUUCACAGAAACUGCCCAGCAGCUGGGUAUCUGUCUGGAGUACUCUGUAUCUUUCUUUAGAACAGAUCCACCAGACAAAAUACAAAAGAUAAUUAACAUUAUCAAGGCUUCCACUUCCAAGGUUAUUGUCGCUUUCCUCUCCCACAUGGAUAUGGAUGUGAUACUACACAGGUUGUCUCACGACAACUUGACUGGGUACCAGUGGGUAGGCACCGAGGGAUGGAUCUUUGAUUUCCAUACUGCAGCCAUGGAUAGGCAUCACAUUCUGGAUGGAGCCAUAGGCCUGUCCAUCCCCAAAGCAAACGUCAGUGGCAUGAGAGAGUUCAUGUUGAAUGUGAGGCCGCUCAAUUCAUCUAGUAAUGAAAUGUUUAGAGAGUUUUGGGAGACAUUAUUUAGCUGUAAGUUCAAGCAGUCAAAGUCAUCAGCAGUGAAUCAGAGAGAAUGUACUGGACAUGAAGAUCUGACUGGAGGGCAAAACAGCUUCACUGACAUGUCGCUCAUGCCUAUCUUUAACAAUGUCUAUAAAGGAGUGUAUGCUGUGGCCCACGCACUUCAUAAUAUUCUCAGCUGUAACAAAACAUGUAACAACAAGGUGCAGCUAGAUCCAUUUACGAUUUUACAGCACAUAAAAAACAUUCAGUUCAAAACCAAGGAAGGAGAUGAGGUAUACUUCAAUGAGAAUGGAGAUCCAGCAGCAAAGUAUGAAAUUAUAAAUUGGCAGCCAACAGAAAAUGACAUUGUGGACUUUGUCACAGUUGGACUUCAUGAUGCAUCUUUACCUGCCAACAAACAGCUAUAUUUGAAAAAAAAGUCUAUAACUUGGGCACAGAACUCACAACAGGUGCCUUUGUCGGUUUGCAGUGAAAAGUGUCUUCCAGGAACUCAUAAGGUUCUGCAAAAAGGAAAGCCUAUCUGCUGCUAUGACUGUAUAAGAUGUGCAGAGGGAGAAAUAAGCAACAUUACAGAUUCUAUCACCUGUGUGCGAUGCCACCCUGAUUUCUGGUCAAAUGAAAGAAGAGAUGCCUGUAUAAAGAAGGAGGCAGAGUUUCUAUCAUAUGAAGAGAUUAUGGGAGCACUGCUCACUGCAGCAUCUUUAUUUGGAACAUGCAUCACUGCUGUCGUGGCAAUAAUUUUCUUCAGAUAUAGGAAAACUCCCAUUGUCAGAGCCAACAACUCUGAGCUGAGCUUCCUGCUGCUCUUCUCCUUGACUCUGUGUUUCCUGUGUUCUCUGACCUUCAUAGCCCGGCCCUCUGAGUGGUCCUGCAUGCUGCGACACACAGCUUUCGGCAUCACCUUUGUCCUCUGUAUCUCUUGUGUUCUGGGUAAAACUAUAGUGGUGUUGAUGGCCUUCAGGGCCACACUUCCAGGUAGUAAUGUGAUGAAAUGGUUUGGGCCUACACAGCAGAGGCUCACUGUUCUGGGUUUCACUAUUAUACAGGUUCUCAUAUGUAUCCUCUGGUUAACAAUUUCUCCUCCUUUUCCUUUUAAGAAUUUUAAGGAAUUCAAGGACAAAAUCAUCUUAGAGUGUGCUCUGGGCUCCACUGUAGGCUUUUGGUCUGUACUUGGGUACAUAGGGCUCUUAGCUGUGUUAUGUUUCAUACUUGCUUUUUUGGCUCGGAAACUGCCUGACAAUUUCAAUGAAGCCAAAUUUAUCACCUUUAGCAUGUUGAUAUUUUGCACAGUCUGGAUCACAUUCAUUCCAGCGUAUGUCAGCUCUCCUGGGAAGUUUAGUGUAGCUGUGGAGAUAUUUGCUAUUCUGUCCUCCAGUUUUGGACUGCUCAUUUGUAUUUUCAUUCCAAAAUGUUAUAUUAUCUUACUGAAACCAGAGAAGAAUACAAAAAAGAAUAUAAUGGGGAAGCGGGAACCAAAGUCAUUUUGA